Molecule: messenger RNA, 904 nt
Organism: Chionomys nivalis (European snow vole)
Lineage: Eukaryota; Metazoa; Chordata; Mammalia; Rodentia; Cricetidae
Gene: Acot13
Product: acyl-CoA thioesterase 13
Exons: 3
Coding region: 189-611 (140 amino acids)
Molecular function (GO): fatty acyl-CoA hydrolase activity
Source: RefSeq, a predicted model, not a curated record
CUAGCGGGUACAAAACUGAAGCGCCCGGGCUGUGAGGACUUGGGCAGCGGGAGCGUGCGAGCCUUCAUCCAGAGCGCGCGCGACACCGGCCGAGCUUGCGGGUUUGACCUUCCACGUUCUGGUCCUUUCCCAAGCGUCUCUUCCAGAGUUCAUUCCUCCUGAGCCCAGAAUCUUGAGUUGCGUCCACGAUGAGCAGCUUGACCCAGAAUCUACGGGACGCCAUGAAGGUCGUGUUCAGAGUUCCCGGUUUUGAUAGAGUUUUGGAAAAGGUGACGCUUGUCUCUGCUGCUCCUGAUAAAGUAAUUUGUGAAAUGAAAGUGGAAGAAGAGCAUACUAAUAAGUUUGGUACUCUCCAUGGGGGCUUGACAGCAACUUUGAUAGAUUCCAUAUCAACCAUGGCUCUGAUGGGGACAGAAAGAGGGCUUCCUGGAGUCAGUGUUGACAUGAAUGUAACGUUUAUGUCACCUGCUAAACUUGGAGAAGUAGUAGUGAUCACAGCACACAUUCUGAAGCAAGGAAAAACACUUGCAUUUGCCUCGGUGGAUCUGACCAACAAGAACACAGGGAAAUUAAUAGCACAAGGCAGACAUACCAAACACCUGGGAAACUGAGGGAACAAACAGCAGGGUGACCCAAUGAAGCCCAACAAUGAGUAACUUUCUGAAAUAAAUAUCAAAACCAGAAGUAGCUAAGUGUUUUCUUUGGGGUUCAGAAACUAAAACGAAAAUACAGUACAGAGGUUGGGGUUGUUUUUGCUUUUCUUUCCCAGAGUCUCUACUCCCUGUGUAGACCAGGCUGACCUUGAACUCAAGAGAUCUACCUUCCUUUGCCUCUCUGGUGCUGAUUAAAUGUGUGCCACAAGUCCAGUUGGGGUAUCUUUCUUUUGAAACAUCUAAGUCAGGUG